Molossus molossus (Pallas's mastiff bat) is the source of this 2473-nucleotide messenger RNA. It is a transcript of the gene PLK2, whose product is annotated as polo like kinase 2. Lineage: Eukaryota; Metazoa; Chordata; Mammalia; Chiroptera; Molossidae. Bases 1 to 2037 code for a protein of 678 amino acids. Gene Ontology annotation, molecular function: protein binding; ATP binding; protein serine/threonine kinase activity. Gene Ontology annotation, cellular component: nucleus; cytoplasm; centrosome. The transcript is spliced from 14 exons. Gene Ontology annotation, biological process: regulation of cytokinesis; protein phosphorylation; mitotic cell cycle. The record is from RefSeq and is a predicted model, not a curated record.
AUGGAGCUGCUGCGCACCAUCGCCCACCCGCCGGCCGCGGGCGCCAAGGCCAGCGAGCAGCCGGGCAAGGCCGGCGGCGGGGACCCGAGGCGCCGGCGGCCGCCGCCCGCCGAGGAGCCGCCGCCCCGCGCGCAGGAGCCGCCGGCCGCCCCGCCGCAGCCCCGCCACCACGCGGGCGCCGAGGUGUCGCGGGUCGUCGUGGACCCCACGACGGGGCGGCGCUACUGCCGCGGCCGGGUGCUGGGCAAGGGCGGCUUUGCCAAGUGUUACGAGAUGACAGACCUGACGAACAACAAGGUCUACGCCGCGAAAAUCAUCCCGCACAGCAGGGUCGCUAAGCCUCACCAGAGGGAGAAGAUCGACAAGGAGAUCGAGCUGCACAGGCUUCUGCACCACAAGCACGUCGUCCAGUUCUACCACCACUUCGAGGACAAAGAGAACAUCUACAUCCUGCUGGAGUACUGCAGCCGGCGGUCCAUGGCUCACAUCUUGAAAGCAAGAAAGGUGCUGACGGAGCCAGAAGUCCGAUACUACCUCAGGCAGAUUGUGUCGGGGCUGAAGUACCUUCACGAACAGGAAAUCUUGCACCGGGAUCUCAAACUGGGGAACUUUUUCAUCAAUGAGGCCAUGGAGCUGAAAGUUGGGGACUUCGGUUUGGCAGCCAGGUUGGAGCCCUUGGAGCACAGGAGGAGAACAAUAUGCGGCACCCCAAAUUAUCUCUCCCCUGAAGUCCUCAACAAGCAGGGACAUGGCUGCGAGUCAGACAUCUGGGCGUUAGGCUGUGUAAUGUACACAAUGCUGCUGGGGAGACCCCCAUUCGAAACGACAAACCUGAAGGAAACGUACAGGUGCAUAAGGGAAGCCAGGUACUCCCUGCCGUCGUCCCUGCUGGGCCCGGCCAAGCACUUGAUAGCCAGCAUGUUGUCCAGGAACCCAGAGGACCGGCCCAGCUUGGAUGACAUCAUCCGACAUGAGUUUUUUUUGCAGGGCUUCACCCCAGACAGACUGUCUUCCAGCUGCUGCCACACGGCCCCGGACUUCCACCUGUCCAGCCCAGCCAAGAACUUCUUCAAGAAAGCCGCCGCUGCUCUUUUUGGUGGCAAAAAAGACAAAGCAAGAUAUAUUGACACACACAAUAGAGUGUCUAAAGAAGAUGAUGAAAUUUACAAGCUUAGGCAUGAUUUGAAAAAGGCUUCCAUAACGCAGCAACCCAACAAACCCAGGACAGAUGAGGAGCUCCCGCCCCCUCCCGCUGCAGUGGCUGGAUCUGGACCGGCCGCGGCGGAGAGCAGGCAGCAGAUGGGAGAUGCGAUCCGGAUGAUCGUCAGAGGGACGCUUGGCAGCUGCAGCAGCAGCAGUGAGUGCCUUGAAGACAGCACCAUGGGGAGUGUGGCGGACACGGUGGCCAGGGUGCUUCGUGGGUGUCUGGAGAACAUGCCAGAAGCCGACGGCAUUCCCAAGGAGCAGCUGAGCACGUCCUUCCAGUGGGUCACCAAGUGGGUGGAUUACUCGAACAAGUACGGCUUCGGAUACCAGCUCUCGGACCACACCGUGGGUGUGCUGUUCAACAACGGGGCGCACAUGAGCCUCCUUCCCGACAGAAAGACUGUGCACUACUACGCAGAGCUCGGCCAGUGCUCCGUCCUCACGGCGACCGACGCCCCGGAGCAGUUCGUCGGCCAAGUGACGGUGCUGAAGUACUUCUCCCACUACAUGGAGGAGAACCUCAUGGACGGUGGAGAUCUGCCCAGUGUCACUGACAUUCGAAGACCUCGGCUCUACCUCCUUCAGUGGCUGAAAUCUGAUAAGGCCUUGAUGAUGCUUUUCAAUGACGGCACCUUCCAGGUGAAUUUCUACCACGACCACACGAAAAUAAUCAUCUGUAGCCAAAACGAGGAAUACCUGCUCACGUACAUCAACGAGGACAGGAUUUCCACCACGUUCCGACUGACGACGCUGCUGCUGUCGGGCUGCUCGUCAGAACUGAAGCAGCGGAUGGAGUACGCCCUGAACAUGCUCCUGCAGAGGUGCAACUAGCGGCUCCGAGCGGGCCGGACCUCGCCUGUGCGCUGUGCGGGCGCGCUGAGGACGGGCAGUGGUGGUACGAAGACCGUCCCCCCGGCAGCUGGACUCCCGGGGACGCCGUGCUUGACCUGGACCGUGCGAGGGAGCCAGAGUGCGGUUUUACCUGCCGCACCUGUUCGAGAAGGUGUUCCGGACAAUUUCACAGAAAGGUGCAUUGACUCGUAACUUCUCUCUGUUGAGAGCACUUCGGACCGAGGACUUGGAACUGUGAACACGCUCCCUGAAGGGGAGGGAGAAGGGAGGAAGCUCCCGUGUCCUUUACAAGCUGUAACUGGAGCAGCUUUUGGCUGCUUAACUGUGAACUAUGGCCAUAUAUAAUUUUUUUGGUUAAUUUUUGGAGAAACUUGUGGCUGGAAAAGUGCAUUCCUGUUAAUAAACUUUUUAUUUA